Messenger RNA from Siniperca chuatsi (mandarin fish), 1814 nucleotides. Its product is annotated as excitatory amino acid transporter 3-like. Lineage: Eukaryota; Metazoa; Chordata; Actinopteri; Centrarchiformes; Sinipercidae. Gene Ontology annotation, molecular function: L-cysteine transmembrane transporter activity; L-glutamate transmembrane transporter activity; glutamate:sodium symporter activity. Gene Ontology annotation, cellular component: plasma membrane. The record is from RefSeq and is a predicted model, not a curated record. Bases 252 to 1682 code for a protein of 476 amino acids. The transcript has 13 exons. Gene Ontology annotation, biological process: L-glutamate transmembrane transport.
UUAUUAUGCACCAAUAUAACAUGGACAAUUCCUCAUAUGUUAAAACCUUGGCAAUAAACCUGAUUCUGAUCAAGUUAAUAACCCAUAUGAUUAUUGAACAGAUAUAUUCAAGACCAGGACACAUGCAUUUCCCCCCCAAAGUCUGCUAAACGUGACAGGACCCUCUUGAUUUAUAAAACAUCUAAAAUAAGCGAGUUCACUACGUGAGUGCCUUUGUACAUCAACACUAAACGAAAAUGUAGGACUUAUGAAUGAAGUUUGGUGUUGCUAUUGGCAUGAUGGUCAAGAUCUACUUCCCUCUUUCAGACCGUAACAAAAUCUACAUCAGCUUUCCAGGAGAAAUGCUCAUGCGGAUGCUUCAGCUGGUUACUCUUCCUCUCAUUUUGACAAGUGUGAUAACAGGAGUUUCUGGUCUGAGUGUUGACACCUCCAAAAAAAUUGCUAUGCGUGCCGCAGUGUACUUCAUCUCGACAACUCUUGUGUCUGUAAUUAUAGGAUUAAUAUUGGUACUGCUGAUUAAGCCUGGGGCUGCUUAUACUGUUGACAAAAUUGAGACAGAAGAUGAGAAAAGGUUCGUCAAUGUUGACGCCUUGUUGGAUCUAGUAAGAAACAUGGUGCCGCAGAAUCUGAUUCAGAUUUGCCUUCAACAGUACAAGACUGAGAAGCUGGAGUUUGAAAUGUACACAGACGAGCAAAAUUUUAGCCUGGAAACGAAUGCCACUGAAGUGCGAUUAGUUGGUCACUAUGUUGAAGGAGCCAACACACUGGGCCUGAUUAUGUGCGCCUUUAUUUUUGGACUGACCCUCAAUAGAAUGGGAGAAAGAGGGAAAAUCCUCAUGGACAUCCUUUCCAUCCUUAAGGAAGCCACAAAAUAUGCGGUUAACUUGAUUUUGUGCUACUUGCCAUUAGGAGUGCUGUUCAUGAUUGCAAGCCAUGUUGUUGAGGUUCACGACUGGGAUACUACCUACAAACUUGGAAAGUUCAUGGCUGUAGUUGUUAUUGGGCUCAUAAUCCAUGGAGUAAUAGUUCUACCAAUGCUCUAUCUUCUGUGGGUAAGACAUAACCCAUGGGCGGUCAUUAAGGGGAUUUCUCCUGCGUUACUGACUGCAUUGCUCAUCUCGUCCAGCUCUGCCACUCUGCCGCUCACUUUACGAUGCUGCGAGGAGAGAAACAUGAUCGACCGUAGAAUCUCUCGCUUCAUGCUGCCCCUUGGGACCAAUGUCAACAUGGACGGAACUGCCCUUUAUGAGGCGGUCGCAGCAGUUUUCAUUGCCCAACUCAACAACAUCAAUCUGGACUUGAGCCAGAUAAUCACCCUCGGAGUGACAUCAGUAGUCUUCAGCAUAGGAACAGCAGGGAUCCCAGCGACAGGAGCGGUGACCACCCUCUUUAUUUUGACUGCAAUCGGUUUACCUGCGAAGAAGGCUUCCAUCUUGGUGGUUGUAGAAUGGCUGCUAGACCACUGCAACACUGUUGUCAAUGUUUUGGGAGACGGCAUCGGUGUGGCUAUUGUCGACCAACUGUCCAAAAAGGAACUGGAGGAAAUGGAGGAACAAGAUCAGGACAGGACAAGGACGGGUGACAAUGAUGCUGAGGGGCACGUCCAGAAUGAGGAGGUCCAUUCCAGCAGCAUGGGCUCUUUUGAGACAACUGAGUCCCUUCAUAGCCCACCAGAACUGUAAUCACUCCAAGACUACAUUACAGCAACCAGGCAUCAGCGAAAUAAACAGGGUUGACUUUGAAACUGAAAUGAAUUGAAAUGAUUUCUAUUGGUUUAAACUAAAUUUAAUUUGUAAAUAAAUAAUAAGAAAUGA